AUGCGGGGAUUUGAGGCAUCGGGGCCCGGUGCUCUCUUUGAUGCUCCCUCGACUCUUGCCACAUCCAUCCAAGUCAAUCCCACCGCCGCUUUGGCCUCUCCUCCGACUGAUCCGAAAUUGGUCGCUUCGAACAUCGAGCAUGUUUUGCAAGCAAUGUCCUACGACAAUGGCGGUCUGGUUAGCGUCAGUGGCAACUCAUCGGGUUCUACCGGCAAGGGUAUCCUGAUAGGCGUCCUCUCGGCCUUCGGUUCGGCCGCAGUCGCAGUUCUUGUUCUCGCGAUCUUCUUUUUUUUCAAAUAUACCCAGCGGGGCAGAAUCAUACUCGAUCGCAUUGGCCGACCGGGCGAAUUUGACGAUGAGCAGGCGUUUGCGCGCGAGGAGGCAGAAGCCUUAGAGGUGAUGGAUGACCUGACGCGAUCGGAAUAUCUAAGAGCAAAGGCCUUUAUCGAAGCAAACCCACCCGAGUCAAUGCAAACCGACAUAUCGCUAUCGCAAUUCCUCGCAAUACAAGAAAAAGGAGUGUCCGCAUGGGAGUUUCAGCCAGAGUUGGAAAUUGCCAACUGCUUUGUCGAAGGCCGGACGGAGAUCGAGUUCUACGACUCGGAAUGCAGUGUUCAAACCAAUUUGCCUGUUCCGAAACAAAAUGACGUCUAUUACUGGGAGGCCAAGAUCUAUGACAAGCCCGAUAAUACUCUUAUCAGUAUUGGCAUGACUACAAAACCGUACCCCUUGUUCAAGUUACCAGGUUUCCACAAGACCUCGGUCGCAUACCAGUCCACGGGUCAUAGGCGACACAAUCAGCCGUUCACGCCAAUGCCAUACGGUCCGCAGCUUUUGCAGGGCGAUGUGAUCGGCGUAGGGUAUCGACCUCGCUCGGGCACGAUCUUCUUCACUCGCAACGGUAAGAAGCUGGAAGACGUGGUCCACGGCCAAAAGACGCAGAAUUUCUUCCCGACUGUCGGCGCCAACGGCCCUUGUGCUGUACACGUAAACUUUGGUCAGAUGGGAUUCGUGUUUAUCGAAGCCAAUGUCAAGAAAUGGGGUCUGGCCCCGAUGACUGGCAGUCUGGCCCCUCCUCCGCCUUACGGAAGCGAACAAGGCAGCAUCCUACUUGAAUCAGGCCGGGAGAGUGCAGCUCAGAUCUCUCAGCGGGUUUAUCAGGAUGCCAAUAACGCGCGCACGAGUUCGACUGUCCGCGUGGCGCCGUCCGCUAGCCCUGGCCCAGUGCGGUCUCCAACCGACAUCUCCCUGGCUCAGCUUGCUCACAUCCCGUCGAACGAAGACGUCGGGGAAGGGUCGAGCCGGGCCAAUGGCGAGGGUGAGCAGGUUCCCUUAUUGCAUACGGACGACCUCGACCAGAUCCCGCCCCCUGAGUAUUCCAGCCCGAACGGCAGUCUCAGAGGCAGCGAGGACCUGCACCCGAUACCCAGUUACGAUGCUGCUGUUGGCAAUCGUGACGGCCACGACCUACCCACGGAUGAGACCCGUUGA
Aspergillus sclerotioniger CBS 115572 is the source of this 1491-nucleotide messenger RNA. Its product is annotated as SSH4 family protein. The record is from RefSeq and is a predicted model, not a curated record. The transcript has 3 exons. Bases 1 to 1491 code for a protein of 496 amino acids. Gene Ontology annotation, molecular function: protein binding. Lineage: Eukaryota; Fungi; Ascomycota; Eurotiomycetes; Eurotiales; Aspergillaceae.